This is a messenger RNA of Centruroides sculpturatus (bark scorpion), 6572 nucleotides long. Its product is annotated as cadherin-99C-like. Gene Ontology annotation, cellular component: plasma membrane. The annotation marks the transcript as partial. Lineage: Eukaryota; Metazoa; Arthropoda; Arachnida; Scorpiones; Buthidae. Gene Ontology annotation, molecular function: calcium ion binding. Gene Ontology annotation, biological process: homophilic cell-cell adhesion. The transcript has 48 exons. The record is from RefSeq and is a predicted model, not a curated record.
AAAACGAGAUGGUGCCAUGGAUUGUGUGAAACUGAAGGAACAGAUAGUGUUAUCAUCCUUGAUAUAACUGAAAGCAGAGGCAACAGUACUGAUCAAGUUACUGUUCCUUCUGAGCUUCCUAUACGUGGCGAUUUGAAUCAAGUGGAAUUAACGAUUCAGUCAGCUACACGUGAUUAUUUUACCUUAGAAGGGAAGAAACUGCGAUUGAAACGACCGUUAGACAGAGAUUCAGACGAAAUUACACAGAUACGUUUAAAUAUCAUAUGUCGCGAAUUAUCAACGUCAAAUCAGAGGAAUAUUCCUGUAUUAAUACGAGUCACUGAUAUCAAUGACAAUGCACCAAUAUUUAAAGAAAAUUCAUAUUCCUGCUCCGUAUCUGAGUUAGCACCAGUAGGAACAACCAUAUUUAGAGAUCUUUCAGCAAUCGAUAAAGAUGCGAACAACAAUGGAUUAGUGGAAUAUUAUACAGUUAAAGGAGAUGGCACUCAUCAUGAUGGCUACAGAAGUUUCGCUAUAAAUUUGCCAUAUCAAGGAUUGGUAACAGUGAAUAAAUCUUUGGAUUAUGAAAGUACACAGAAAUAUUACCUUACCAUUCAAGCAGUGGAUAGAGCAGACAGACCAGAAGAUCGUCUUACAGCUACAACUACUUUAACGAUCUUCGUAGAAGAUGGAGAUGAUCAAGAUCCUGCAUUUCUUCAUUCAGGAUGUACUUUUGUUAAUAAUGCUUGUGUAAAUGUGGAAUAUACAGCAGAAGUAACAAGUGGUGCUUUAGCGGGAAUCCUUAAAAUCCGUCCUGAUAAUAUAAAAGCCAAAGAUAGAGAUUCCUUAAAUUCACCGAUUAAAUAUAGUUUCGUUAAUGGUACACCUUUAUUUUAUUCUGAAUACUUCCAAAUAGAUCCAAAACGUGGUAAUAUUCGACAAAUAAAAGCUGUUGAUCGAAGCGUAUCUAAAAUAUUUAGUAUCAUUAUUAAAGCCGAAGAAGAAACCGAAGGCAAAAGAUUCACCACAGCUAAAUUAACAGUUGACGUUCUACCUGUUGAUAAUAAUCCACCGAUUAUAACACCAACUGCACUUAUUGGUUACGUUGAUGAAAAUUCUCCUGUAGGAACUACAGUAGUUACAGCAAGAGAUGGCAAAGAACCAUUGAAACUUGUGGUUACUGAUGCGGAUAUAGCUCCUGAUGAUCCACCAGUGGAAUACAUAUUCGAACUGACUACAAAUUCAUUUCGAGUGAAUGCUGAUGGUUAUUUAGUAGUAAAUGAAGCUGAAUUAGAUCGAGAUCCGCCAAAUCCGAGUAAAUAUACAUUUCAGGUUAUAGCUAGGCAGGUUAACAGUACAAAUGGAAGAGGUGCGAGCGCUCCUAUUACACUCAACGUACACUUGAAUGACGUCAACGAUAAUUCCCCUCGUUUACCUUCCUUGUCGCCUGUUCGCAUUCAAGCAGGGGAGGGAGUUCGACCAGUUACACAAGUUCAAGCUCGAGAUAAUGAUGUAGGAGAGUUUGCUAAAGUUACCUAUUCGAUUUAUCACGUAUCUAAUAAUGGUAUGAGUAAAUUUAGAGUAGAUCCUGAUUCAGGUCACAUACAAGUUGUGGAUAAAGUUGUUGCUGGAGAGCAAUACAGUAUAACCAUACAGGCAACUGAUACUGGAGGAAGAUUCAUGCAAAGCAUCGUAGAUGUUAUAGUUGUACCUGGUCCAAAUACAGGAGGUCCUGUGUUUUCGAAAGAUAAAUACGAAAUUCAAGUUAGUGAAGGUGCUUCGUUGAAUUCCGCAGUAAUAACUGUUAUAGCUGAAGAUCCGGAAAGAGACAAAGUAAAAUAUAGCAUUAUAGAAGGAAAUAUUAACAAAGAUUUCGAUAUUGGACCAAAUAGUGGUGUGAUAUUUGUUGCUAAGAAGUUAGAUAGAGAAGAAGUAUCCACAUAUAAUCUACUUGUCAAGGCUGAAGAUCCCAGCGGAUUGUUUAACACAGCUACUGUAUCAAUAACAGUAACUGAUAUCAACGAUCAAAAUCCCAUCUUUCUUCAAGAUAAUUAUACAUUCGUUGUAGAUGAAGGUCUUGUUAGAGCACCCAUUGGAGUGGUUCAAGCUCGCGAUGAUGAUAUUGGUACAAAUGGUGAAGUCUUGUAUUCUGUAUCAGGAAAUAACGAUUUUUCGAUAAAUCCUCAGAAUGGAGAAAUACACGUGAAAAAAAUGUUAGAUUAUGAAAAACAGAAAAAACAUUUACUAGUUGUAACUGCUAGAGACAAAGCUCCUGAUGCUAGGUUAGCAACAGCAAGUGUAACUGUACUUGUAAAUGAUGUACAAGAUGAGAAACCAAUUUUUACAACUCCUGUAUACGAAGCAAUAGUUCCAGAAAAUCUUCCUCAUCAAGAAAUUGUACAAGUACAGGCUACUGAUCCUGACUCAGUUAGUAGCAUUACUUACAUAUUGAAAGAUGCGGAACCUGGUUUGUUUGCUGUAGAUCCAGUAACUGGAGUGGUAAGGACACUCAGGGGGUUAGAUUUUGAAUAUAAGAACACAUACAGACUUACUGUAGGCACUUUGGAAAAUGAUAGCAACGAUCCAAGAGCAACUUGUACCGUUCUAGUCACGGUUCAAGAUAGAAACGAUGUUCCGCCAACGUUUACAAGUGUUCCUCUACCAAUUAGACUACAAGAUACCGUUCCAUUAGGUACCGUUGUUACAACAGUAGUUGCUACUGAUGCAGAUGGAACUCCUCCCGGAAAUCAAGUUAGAUACGAGUUAAGUGGCAGAGAUAAGGCUCCGUACUACUUUUUAAUUGAUGGUAACAGUGGUGUCGUUUCUGUGAAAGACGAUCUUCGAAAGGAACCAGACUCAGAAUAUCGCAUUGAAGUUAGAGCUCGAGAUCUUGGAGAACCUUCUCUUUCUGCUACAGCCACCAUAACUGUUUAUGUGGAACAUAUCGUUACAAUUCCUCCAAAUUCCGGACUCGGUUUUGCUGAUAGUCAUUACACGGAUAGAAACGAUGUUCCGCCAACGUUUACAAGUGUUCCUCUACCAAUUAGACUACAAGAUACCGUUCCAUUAGGUACCGUUGUUACAACAGUAGUUGCUACUGAUGCAGAUGGAACUCCUCCCGGAAAUCAAGUUAGAUACGAGUUAAGUGGCAGAGAUAAGGCUCCGUACUACUUUUUAAUUGAUGGUAACAGUGGUGUCGUUUCUGUGAAAGACGAUCUUCGAAAGGAACCAGACUCAGAAUAUCGCAUUGAAGUUAGAGCUCGAGAUCUUGGAGAACCUUCUCUUUCUGCUACAGCCACCAUAACUGUUUAUGUGGAACAUAUCGUUACAAUUCCUCCAAAUUCCGGACUCGGUUUUGCUGAUAGUCAUUACACUUAUAGAUUCAUGCAAAGCAUCGUAGAUGUUAUAGUUGUACCUGGUCCAAAUACAGGAGGUCCUGUGUUUUCGAAAGAUAAAUACGAAAUUCAAGUUAGUGAAGGUGCUUCGUUGAAUUCCGCAGUAAUAACUGUUAUAGCUGAAGAUCCGGAAAGAGACAAAGUAAAAUAUAGCAUUAUAGAAGGAAAUAUUAACAAAGAUUUCGAUAUUGGACCAAAUAGUGGUGUGAUAUUUGUUGCUAAGAAGUUAGAUAGAGAAGAAGUAUCCACAUAUAAUCUACUUGUCAAGGCUGAAGAUCCCAGCGGAUUGUUUAACACAGCUACUGUAUCAAUAACAGUAACUGAUAUCAACGAUCAAAAUCCCAUCUUUCUUCAAGAUAAUUAUACAUUCGUUGUAGAUGAAGGUCUUGUUAGAGCACCCAUUGGAGUGGUUCAAGCUCGCGAUGAUGAUAUUGGUACAAAUGGUGAAGUCUUGUAUUCUGUAUCAGGAAAUAACGAUUUUUCGAUAAAUCCUCAGAAUGGAGAAAUACACGUGAAAAAAAUGUUAGAUUAUGAAAAACAGAAAAAACAUUUACUAGUUGUAACUGCUAGAGACAAAGCUCCUGAUGCUAGGUUAGCAACAGCAAGUGUAACUGUACUUGUAAAUGAUGUACAAGAUGAGAAACCAAUUUUUACAACUCCUGUAUACGAAGCAAUAGUUCCAGAAAAUCUUCCUCAUCAAGAAAUUGUACAAGUACAGGCUACUGAUCCUGACUCAGUUAGUAGCAUUACUUACAUAUUGAAAGAUGCGGAACCUGGUUUGUUUGCUGUAGAUCCAGUAACUGGAGUGGUAAGGACACUCAGGGGGUUAGAUUUUGAAUAUAAGAACACAUACAGACUUACUGUAGGCACUUUGGAAAAUGAUAGCAACGAUCCAAGAGCAACUUGUACCGUUCUAGUCACGGUUCAAGAUAGAAACGAUGUUCCGCCAACGUUUACAAGUGUUCCUCUACCAAUUAGACUACAAGAUACCGUUCCAUUAGGUACCGUUGUUACAACAGUAGUUGCUACUGAUGCAGAUGGAACUCCUCCCGGAAAUCAAGUUAGAUACGAGUUAAGUGGCAGAGAUAAGGCUCCGUACUACUUUUUAAUUGAUGGUAACAGUGGUGUCGUUUCUGUGAAAGACGAUCUUCGAAAGGAACCAGACUCAGAAUAUCGCAUUGAAGUUAGAGCUCGAGAUCUUGGAGAACCUUCUCUUUCUGCUACAGCCACCAUAACUGUUUAUGUGGAACAUAUCGUUACAAUUCCUCCAAAUUCCGGACUCGGUUUUGCUGAUAGUCAUUACACUGUUGAAGUAGAGGAAAAUUCUUUAGCUAAUACUCUUAUAAAAGUUUUACCUGUUAUCAAUAAACCCAGAGGUAAUUUUCCAAUUGGCUGUGAAAUUGUAUCAGGAAAUGAACAAGGCCACUUUUAUGUAUCCGAAAACGAAGCAAGAGAUUGCGAAAUUAGAACAAGGGAUCAAGGAUUAGAUUAUGAGAAAACUAGCAGAUACACAUUAAUCAUUAAUCUAAAUACUGUCGAAGGAUUUUUUGGUUCCUCUAGACUUACGACUCAAGUAAUUAUUAAUAUAAUAGAUAUAAAUGAUAACAGGCCUCAAUUUGUAAUACCACCUAGAUACAGUCAGCUUACUUCAAAUCGUUACUUAGCUGCUUUAUCUAGUGAUGCUCCUGUAGGAACUAAAUUUUUUCAAGUUAUUUCAAAAGAUAGCGAUAGUGGAAGCAAUAGUCGUUUAUCUUACGAGAUAAAUAGAGAAUCUGAUCCAGAGAAUCGAUUCAAAAUCGAUUCGACAUCAGGUUUUAUAAGUAAUAAUAAACCUGUUGAAGAUAUUGUUGCUGAAGAUUUACCUCUUCAACUUCAAUUAGUUGUUAGAGAUAAUCCUGAUCUGUUGAGUUCAUCUCUUCUACAAACUGUUGAAAUUUUGAUAAAUGUUAUUAACGACGAUAACCGAAUGGUUUUAGUUGUAAAGGAUGCAUUACCAAAUCAGAUGUUAGAUAUGAAAGAAAAUAUCUUAAGCGUAAUUCAAGAAAGAACGGGAAUAAUUCCCGAUUUUGAGAAGGUUUCCAUUCUAAAAUUACUGAAAAAUAAUUCUAUUGAAACAGAUAGCACAGGGAGCGAUUUUUGGUUUUAUAUGGUAGAUCCGGUAACAUUUCGUAUCUUGGAUAGAAACGAUCCUCGUAUACAAUCAACGGUUUUAGAAGAUGAUUCGCAACUUGGUUUGGUUGCUGAAGUAUCCAGUGUUUUAGGAAUUAAAGCCAAAUAUAUCAGACUACCUUUUGUUUUAACAAAUCCAGAUAAUUCAGGAGGAAAUACUAAACAUGGAGUCAAACCUGUCAAAGCAGAAGUAGGAGUGAGUGAUUUGGGAGCUGCUCUUAUCGCUUUAGCAUGCAUUAUCGUACUCUUAGGUGUAGUUGGCAUUAUAUAUCACUGCUUUAUGUGGUCAAGAUACGUUGCAUACAGAGAAAGAAUGAAACGCCUUUGCGUGGCUCCAAGAUACGAACCAGUUUUUGUUGAACCCAGUCUGAAAGAAUAUGAAACUCAGGUACUGCAAAUGAGUGUUCCAUUAGACGAAGAAGGAAGUAUACCCGAUCCUAAUCUACCUAUAAAUCUAAAAGGGCUCGAUGCUGUUUCUUACAUCACCAGAGAUAGAGGUGAUGGAUCUGCUUCAGCUUUUGGUGGCAGAACAUUAUCUACAUUUCGAGGUGAUUCAAUUUCUCAAGUAGAUAAAAUGAAAAUUGAAAAUAAUUCAAUGAAUACCCAUCCGAAACUUGAAGAUGAUAUGAUGAUUCCUGUGAAAAAUCCAUUAUACGACGGUUAUCUUGAUGAUAUCGAUGAUGAACCUUCGUUAGAUCGAGAUGAUUUAGAUUUGAAAGAAACUCAACAAAAAUCAUCAAAGCCUCUUCAUAAAAUACCCCAUGUGGAGACAACCACUGAAUUAUGACAACUCCAUUCUAGUGAGAAAAAUAAGAAGAUAUCAAGCCAGAAACUUUUUCGUAAUAUCUUCAUUUUUUGAAGACUGCCAAAAGAAUAUAUCAAAGGCAUCAGACUUAAUAUUUUUUUUUGUACAACUUUGUAAAUAAUUAUACAUACGAUUUUUAUACAGUGGUCAAUAAAGUGCCAUAAAAAAUGUACAACUAACUUGACAAAUUGUAUUAAAACUAUUAUUUUUUCGCCAUUUUAAAA